AACCUAGUAACCGUCUCAUGCCAUGACGGAAAUAGACUGUGCUCGAAUGAAUACUUAUCCAUUUAAAAGGCUGGCUGUCGUAUCGGGUCACUAUUGGUCGGGUCAUUGUGUGAUUUAAUGUUUUGGCUUGCUUCGUUCCGAGAUAUAUUACGAGUCUAUUAAGAGCUGGGGUCUCGACUCACAGAUGUUGAAUGGCGAAGAGAAAGUACGAAGACGAUGUGGACGACGAUCGGGUUAAAAAAUACGCGAAGAAAUCUGUACAUUACGGCGAUGUAACCGUGUUUUACUUUCAGCGAGUUCAAAGCUUUAGCUGUAUUCCUUCUCUCGGGGGAGUCGCCCUCGGCUUGUCAUCAAGACAUAUAUACUCAGAACGAUGUAAGAUAGUCGACGAAUUCCCGACGUAUAAAAGGGAGCCUUUGCCGUCGAAAAUACGACAAAAGUUGCUGCGUUUGGCCGGGGUUAGGAAAUGGAAAAAACCCGAACUAAAAACAGCUCGCGAUAUAAGAAUAUCGCGGCUGAACUGUGGCUGUAGCUGUGGUGAAUAUUGCUUUCCACAAACAUGUAGUUGUUGUCUCAAUGGCAUUGGAUGCCAGGUCGACGAAGGAACGUUUCCCUGUAGCUGUCGCCCAAAUUGUUGUUUAAACUCUCAAGGAAGACACGAAUAUAGCGCUGUGAACAUUGCAAAGCACUGCACGGAGACCUUGGCCCGGGUUCGGACGAACAUUGAUAGUCUUGAUAGUUGAUAUCAACAUUUUGCCUGUGUAAUAAAUUAGCAUUUAUCAAUUUUUUAAGAUCGACUGUGCGUUGGCUACAGCGAAAUUUAGGAAAUUAUUCAAAAUACUAUAAAUAUUGGAGUAUAUUUAAAUUCAGGAAUUGUAUUUAGGAAUUGUGCACCAGUUGCAGUGAAAAUUGAAGCAUUUGAAGGGGGAAACUUUUAUAAAUAAAAGCAGCUGAAUGCAAAUUUAUGGUUUGUUGUAUUGUGAACUCUUUAAGCUCAUUGAAUAAGAAUUGCUUGCGGGGUUUUCCCUGGAAUGAAUACCAAACAUAUCAUGUGACCCAGUAGGUUACUUGCCCGCACGCGGGGUCUUCCGCUCUUCCAUGCGGGCUGUGGAGCCCGUUUUUAGUCGACUCGUCCACAGUCUCUCAGGUUCAGUCAAGGAGUGACAAGGACAUCAACCUUCUUUUCUCAGGCCAACUCAGAACCAAGAACGGCGUAUCUUCAUCAGCCGCAUUCUCAUUGGAGAGAGGCUUAUUACCUCCCGGAAAUAUUUCUAAUAAUACAGAUUUUCUAACCACACACUUUCGGCCG
This is a messenger RNA of Dendronephthya gigantea, 1309 nucleotides long. Its product is annotated as cysteine/serine-rich nuclear protein 1-like. NCBI's taxonomy places the organism in Eukaryota, Metazoa, Cnidaria, Anthozoa, Malacalcyonacea, Nephtheidae. The coding region runs from base 192 to 743 and encodes 183 amino acids. The transcript has a single exon. The record is from RefSeq and is a predicted model, not a curated record. Gene Ontology annotation, biological process: regulation of transcription by RNA polymerase II. Gene Ontology annotation, molecular function: sequence-specific DNA binding; DNA-binding transcription factor activity, RNA polymerase II-specific. Gene Ontology annotation, cellular component: nucleus.